Molecule: messenger RNA, 2230 nt
Organism: Xenopus laevis (African clawed frog)
Lineage: Eukaryota; Metazoa; Chordata; Amphibia; Anura; Pipidae
Gene: gosr1.S
Product: golgi SNAP receptor complex member 1 S homeolog
Exons: 9
Coding region: 286-843 (185 amino acids)
Biological process (GO): endoplasmic reticulum to Golgi vesicle-mediated transport; inter-Golgi cisterna vesicle-mediated transport; vesicle fusion
Cellular component (GO): membrane; Golgi membrane; cis-Golgi network
Molecular function (GO): SNAP receptor activity
Source: RefSeq, a predicted model, not a curated record
GACAGGUUCACAUUAGUGUCGGCGUGUGACUGGCUGUUACGACGCGCUAUUGAAUUGAAUGGCGCUGCCACUGAUGGUGGUGAAGCUCCUCGCCUCUUAAAGUGAAAGCUCAGUGUACCCUAUUUGAGGAAACAGGCCCGACAGCUGGAGAAUGAACUUGAUCUGAAGUUGGUGUCUUUCAGCAAACUGUGCACCAGUUACAGCCACAAUAACUCCAGAGAGGGAAGGCGCGACAGGUAUAGCUCGGACACAACUCCACUACUAAAUGGAUCAAGCCAAGAUCAUAUGUUUGAAACAAUGGCAGUGGAAAUUGAGCAGCUUCUGGCAAAGCUUACCGGGGUAAAUGACAAAAUGGCUGAAUACAGCAGCACGGCGGGUGUGACGUCUAUAAAUGCUGCAUUGAUGCACACGUUACAGAGGCACAGAGAUAUCCUGCAGGAUUACACACAUGAAUUCCACAAAACUAAAGCCAACUUCCAGGCAAUCCGAGAAAGAGAAGACCUCUUGGGAUCAGUACGAAAGGAUAUUGAGUCAUACAAAAGUGGAUCUGGAGUCAACAACAGACGAACAGAACUAUUUUUAAAAGAACACGAGCAUCUCCGUAGCUCGGAUCGUUUAAUAGAAGAAACCAUAAGUAUUGCUAUGGCCACAAAGGAAAACAUGACGUCGCAGAGGGGAAUGCUGAAGUCUAUUCAGAGCAGGGUCAACACCUUGGCCAAUCGUUUUCCCGCACUCAACAGCCUCAUCCAGAGAAUUAACCUGAGGAAGCGCAGAGAUUCGCUCAUCCUGGGAGCAGUUAUUGCCAUUUGCACUAUUUUGUUACUGCUCUACGCUUUCCAUUGACGACUGGCACUUCACAGACUAAUCAACCACAACCAAGGGCGCAAUCCAGCCGUCAGCCCGACCCGCAUGGUGAGCGGAAGUCCCAGUUGAGUGCUCACAACCUGUAGAUAAGGGAGCGGGAUAUCUUAAACCAAUUUACAUUUUCUAUUGGAAAUCAUCCUAGCGCUGGCAGUAUCCCUGUGUUAGCCAGCCCUACGCACACACGCCAACCUGUUUAUUGUAGCCAUGAUGUAUCUGGACAUAUAGACGUGUUCUAUAUAAGGGAUUGAACAUACAUUGUGCUCUGCUGAUUGCCUGAACAGUCACUGCAGAAUAAUUCUACAGUUACUCAUUUAUUCACAAAUUCAUUCCCCCCAACCGCAAUGGUAUCUACUAAUGUCACUGACUUUGGCUUAUGGGAGUCAGAGAACUUAGAUGAAGGUAACUUCAUCAUAUUCUCUAUCAGACAAAUAGGUGUUUCCCAUUGUAUAAGCCUGACCCCCCCCUCAGGCCACACAUGGGAAUUCUGCCAGAGAACAUCCAUAUUAGUUACAUCUUUGUACGAAACUUGACAGGAGUUACUUACCAUAUACAUUUGGGACCAUCCAAUGUUGCUUGUGAGUGCCCAGAAUAUAAGUUAUACAAAUGCAGGUAGUUCUCAAUAUCAGAACAACUCACCAAGAGAAGAAAGAGGCCCAGGUGCACCACCCUGUGCCUUCAGCAAAAGAAGCGGGUUAAAACCCAAAAAUUGUAGAGCAGGCCCUCAAAUUGUCUUCCAUCAGGCAAAGUAUGGAAAGUAAAAAUUAGCUACAAAUACUUAAUCCUCUAAAACGAACGGUCUCUCCCCAAUCCGGCAAUCAAAAAAAGGUCCCUCCUGCACCCUCAAAACGACAAUUUCCACAAAUACAUUUCUGUAUGACUCAAAGACCAUAGCUCAUUGAGAGGGAAACAAACAGAAAAAUAAUAUAGUGUAGUAUUUAAAAAUAAAUGAUUUCACAUGCACUGGGAUUUUUAUGUGCAUGUUUUGUUCCGUGCCACCUCAAAACAUAUAUAUCCUGUGAGAUACAAUUCCUUAACAAAGGGUGUUGUACUUUUUAUAGGUUAAAUUUACACCCGUGGUGUCUAGUUGUAGUUCAACAAGAGCCCGCACUCCGGUUCCUAGUGAGUCUGGCAGGCGAUCAUACUUACAAGAGGCAAGUUAGAAAAGGCAUUGGUAAUGAUAAGCGUUCCGGUUUGUUUCUUAUCUUCUUGCAUCCUUAGUGGGUAAAAUGAAGCAACGUGUGUGUUUAUACAGUUUUAAUGAAUAAAUAAGAUUACACUCUUCAGUAAAAUCGCUUUCAAAACAAUGCAGCACAUUCAUAUCCUAUUCUUUAGCGUCUUUCUCUGUCCAACUCGCUGAUCUCCGGCU